AAGAAGAAGUAGAAGAAGAAGAAAAAGAACACAUUUUUUGAUUCUAUUGAAGAAUUAUUACAAAAAAUGGUUAACAUGGACGAAAAUGAUAUAGCGGAUAUAGAGGAUUUAAUAUCACCAGAGGAUAUAAAACCGAUAGAGCGUUAUCAAAAUAAAAGUAAUGUCACUCUAAGAGCAAAGAAGCGGUUGAACACCAAAGUAGAAGAUGUUAUUACGCCAGAAAAAGUUAUUCAUGAAAGUGUAAUACCUGGUACACAGAAGGUGUACGUAAAAACCUGGGGCUGUGCCCACAACAAUUCAGAUAGUGAAUAUAUGGCAGGACAGUUGGCUGCGUAUGGCUAUCAGUUAACGGAAAGCAAAGAUAAUGCAGAUUUGUGGUUAUUGAACAGUUGCACAGUAAAAAAUCCAUCCGAAGAUACGUUUCGCAAUGAAAUAGAACAUGGUAUAGGUAAUGGAAAACACGUGGUAGUGGCAGGAUGUGUUCCGCAGGGUGCUCCAAAGGCAGACUAUUUGAAAGGCUUGUCUGUGAUUGGAGUGCAGCAAAUUGAUCGUGUUGUUGAGGUUGUAGAAGAGACGCUAAAAGGACACAGCGUACGAUUGCUACAAAACAAAAAAGAAGAUGGUCGUCGAGUGGCCGGAGCAAAACUGGCCUUACCGAAAGUAAGGAAAAAUCCAUUGAUUGAAAUUAUACCCAUAAAUACUGGGUGCCUUAACCAGUGUACAUAUUGUAAAACAAAACACGCUAGAGGUGAUUUGGCCAGCUAUAGUCCUGAAGAAAUCGUUGAAAGAGCCAAACAAGCAUUUGAAGAAGGUUGCUGCGAAAUCUGGCUUACCUCAGAAGAUACUGGGGCGUACGGAAGAGAUAUUGGGUCAUCAUUACCAGAAUUACUUUGGAAACUUGUUGAGGUAAUACCGGAAAACUGUAUGCUUCGGGUGGGAAUGACAAACCCUCCAUAUAUAUUAGAACAUUUGGAUGAAAUAUCAAAAGUACUCCAGCAUCCAAGAGUAUACUCAUUUUUGCAUGUACCAGUUCAGAGUGGUAGUGAUGCUGUAUUGGGCGACAUGAAGCGUGAGUAUUGCCGAAAAGAUUUUGUACAUGUUGUGGAAUUUUUACGAGAAAAAGUGCCAGGACUCACGAUAGCAACAGACAUUAUUUGCGGUUUUCCAACAGAAACCGAAGAGGAUUUUGAGGAAACAAUUACUCUAUGUGAAAAGUACAAGUUUCCAAGUUUAUUUAUAAAUCAAUUUUUCCCUCGCCCAGGCACACCUGCCGCCAAAAUGACAAGAAUACCUCCCAACUUGGUCAAGAAGCGUACAAAACGUCUAACAGAUCUCUUCAACAGCUAUCAUCCCUACGCUGGUCGUGAAGGUCAAAUUUACAAUGUUUUAGUAACAGAAGUAUCUCACGAUAAACUUCAUUAUGUGGCACACAAUAAGAGCUAUGAACAGAUUCUUUUGCCAAUGCGCCCAAAUCUUUUGGGCACAUCCGUUAGAGUGCGCAUCACCUCCACAUCGAAAUUUAGUAUGAAUGCAGAAAUUCUUGAUUCUGAAGAUGAAUGGACAAGAUGUACACAAUCAACAACUACAACACUUUUAACCAAAAAUAAACAGUCUUCUCAAACGUUGGACGUUUUAUUACAAAAAUACCUUGGGCUAUCAUUACUUUUAGGAAUUGCUGCUUUCAUUUUACAAUGGCUGUGGAGACAUUUUUAGUUUUGUACAAUAAAAAUAAAUUUGAAGGAAAAUAUUUGUACUUUUUUUUUGUUUUAAAGUAUUUAAUAAUUAUUCAAUAAUAUGUAUUUCGCUAUUUUGUCGAAAGUUUUAACUUA
Lucilia cuprina (Australian sheep blowfly) is the source of this 1829-nucleotide messenger RNA. RefSeq names its product threonylcarbamoyladenosine tRNA methylthiotransferase. Gene Ontology annotation, molecular function: tRNA (N(6)-L-threonylcarbamoyladenosine(37)-C(2))-methylthiotransferase activity; 4 iron, 4 sulfur cluster binding. The transcript has a single exon. The coding region runs from base 67 to 1713 and encodes 548 amino acids. Lineage: Eukaryota; Metazoa; Arthropoda; Insecta; Diptera; Calliphoridae. Gene Ontology annotation, biological process: tRNA methylthiolation. Gene Ontology annotation, cellular component: endoplasmic reticulum. The record is from RefSeq and is a predicted model, not a curated record.